This is a messenger RNA of Antrostomus carolinensis (chuck-will's-widow), 522 nucleotides long. Its product is annotated as T-cell surface glycoprotein CD3 gamma chain. Gene Ontology annotation, molecular function: transmembrane signaling receptor activity. The record is from RefSeq and is a predicted model, not a curated record. Lineage: Eukaryota; Metazoa; Chordata; Aves; Caprimulgiformes; Caprimulgidae. The coding region runs from base 1 to 522 and encodes 173 amino acids. Gene Ontology annotation, cellular component: membrane; external side of plasma membrane; alpha-beta T cell receptor complex. Gene Ontology annotation, biological process: positive thymic T cell selection; cell surface receptor signaling pathway. The transcript is spliced from 5 exons.
AUGCAGAGGGGAAGGGCCCUGGGCGCCUGGGUGCUCCUCGCCAGCCUGGCCGUGGCCAGCUGGGGUGUCCGAGGGCAGAAAGUAAUCGUGAAAGAAGCCAGCGGGAAGGUGUUCCUGCAAUGUGUAACUGACAGCCAGCGUCAAGUCACGUGGCUGAAGGAUGGGAAUGUGGUAGGAAACACGACACAGCUGGACUUGGGCGCGGUUUAUGAUGAUCCCAGGGGUAUCUAUACGUGUGAAACAGAAAGCCAAAAGAGAAGGUCCCUGCAGGUGCACUAUCGAAUGUGCCAGAACUGCAUCGAAGUGGACGCUCCCACCAUCUCGGGGAUCGUGAUCGCAGACAUUGUGGCCACUGUCUUCCUGGCGAUUGCUGUGUACUGUAUCACUGGCCAGGAUAAGGGACGCUUGUCACGAGCUUCUGACAGGCAGAACCUGAUUGCUAACGAGCAGCUCUACCAGCCCCUUGGCGAGCGGGACGAUGGACAGUACAGCCGGCUGGCGCCUGCCAAAGCCCGCAAAUGA